Molecule: messenger RNA, 4729 nt
Organism: Perca fluviatilis (European perch)
Lineage: Eukaryota; Metazoa; Chordata; Actinopteri; Perciformes; Percidae
Product: NACHT, LRR and PYD domains-containing protein 12-like
Exons: 17
Coding region: 119-4540 (1473 amino acids)
Molecular function (GO): protein binding
Source: RefSeq, a predicted model, not a curated record
GUUCUGAACGAGGAAGUUAACAGCACUCACCUUGGCUCAGUGUCUGCGUGUGUUGUUAUAUUUCCACAAAUACUACAAAGUUCAUGGCUGAAAGUUGAAUGAAGGUGUGGACUCUGCUAUGAGUCAGUGCGAGGACAGAGAGGAGGGAGUCCCUCCCUCUAAAACCACUCUGUGGGGGGAACAUGACAGCCAGACCAAAGCUCAGAGCCCAGGGAAGCAGCACAGACCUGUACCAGGACCUAGAACUGAACCUGAAUCUGGACCCAGACCUGGACCUGGACCCAGCUGUGUGUCCUUCAAGAGUGACGAGUCUAUGGGUGAACCUCUAGUCUUCAAAGAUGGACACCGCUCUGUUGAUCAAAGGAGGAAUCUGGAAGAAGCUAAACCCAGCUGUGUGUCCAUGAAGAGUGACCUGUCUAUGGGACUUCCUUAUAACUUCAAAGAUGGACGCUACUCUGUUGAUCAAAGAGUGGACCAGGAGAGCUCAGGGUUUCCCAGUGGUCAGUCUGCCCAGCAGCAUCAAACACACCUGGACUCCAUAUUUAUGCUGCUGGAGGAGGACAUCGGCAAUUUUGUGAAGAACGAGCUGAAGAAGAUCAAGAAGCUUCUGAGUCCAGAUUACCCGCAAUGCUUAGAGGGUCACAGGGAGGAUGAGGAGGUGUUCGACAGUGAGGAUGAAGAGCAAAGGAGCAGCAGCAGAGAGGCAUUUCGGAAGAUCACACUGCACUUCCUGAGGAGAAUGAAGCAGGAGGAGCUGGCUGACCGUCUGCAGAGCAGAAGUCCUACUGCAGUUUCUAAGCAUAAACUUAAAUCUAAGCUGCAGAGGAAGUUCCAGUGUGUGUUUGAAGGGAUUGCUAAAGCAGGAAACCCAACCCUUCUGAAUCAGAUGUUCACAGAGAUCUACAUCAUAGAGGGAGGGACUGCAGAGGUCAGUGAAGAACAUGAGGUCAAGCAGAUUGAAACAACAUCUAGGAAACCAGACAGACCAGAAACAAGAAUCAGACAAGAAGACAUCUUUAAACCCCCAUCUGGAAGAGAUGAACCAAUCAGAACCGUGAUGACAAAUGGAGUGGCUGGCAUCGGGAAAACAGUCUUAUCACAGAAGUUCACUCUGGACUGGGCUGAAGACAAAGCCAACCAGGACAUCCAGUUCACAUUUCCAUUCACUUUCAGAGAGCUGAAUGUGCUGAAAGAGGAAAAGUACAGCUUGGUGGAACUUGUUGAUCGCUUCUUUAGUGAAACCAAAGAAGCAGGAAUCUGCAGGUUUGAAGAGGUUGUGUUCAUCUUUGACGGUCUGGAUGAGUGUCGACUUCCUCUGGACUUCCACAACACUGAGAUCCUGACUGAUGUUACAGAGUCCACCUCAGUGGGUGUGCUGCUGACAAACCUAAUCAGGGGGAAACUGCUUCCCUCUGCUCGCCUCUGGAUAACCACACGACCUGCAGCAGCCAAUCAGAUCCCUCCUGAGUGUGUUGACAUGGUAACAGAGGUCAGAGGGUUUAUUGACCCACAGAAGGAGGAGUACUUCAGGAAGAGAUUCAGAGAUGAGGAGCAGGCCAGCAGAAUCAUCUCCCACAUCAAGACAUCACGAAGCCUCCACAUAAUGUGCCACAUCCCAGUCUUCUGCUGGAUCACUGCUACAGUUCUGGAGGACGUGUUGAAGACUAGAGAGGGAGGAGAGCUGCCCAAGACCCUGACUGAGAUGUACAUCCACUUCCUGGUGGUUCAGUCCAAAGUCAAGAACAUCAAGUAUGAUGGUGGAGCUGAGACAGAUCCACACUGGAGUCCAGAGAGCAGGAAGAUGAUUGAGUCUCUGGGAAAACUGGCUUUUGAGCAGCUGCAGAAAGGCAACUUGAUCUUCUAUGAAUCAGACCUGACAGAGUGUAGCAUUGAUAUCAGAGCAGCCUCAGUGUACUCAGGAGUGUUCACUCAGAUCUUUAAAGAGGAGAGAGGACUGUACCAGGACAAGGUGUUCUGCUUCAUUCAUCUUAGUGUUCAGGAGUUUCUGGCUGCUCUUCAUGUCCAUCUGACAUUCAUCAACUCUGGAGUCAACCUGCUGGCAGAAGAACAAACAAGCAUCUGGUGGUCUGAAGUGUUCAGAGACAAAUCAACAUGUUUCUACCAGAGUGCUGUGGACAAGGCCUUACAGAGUCCAAAUGGACACCUGGACUUGUUCCUUCGCUUCCUCCUGGGUCUUUCUCUGCAGACCAAUCAGACUCUCCUACGAGGUCUGCUGACACAGACAGGAAGUAGCUCACAGACCAAUCAGAAAACAGUUGAGUACAUCAAGAAGAAGAUCAGUGAAAAUGUGUCUGCAGAGAGAAGCAUCAAUCUGUUCCACUGUCUGAAUGAACUGAAUGAUAGUUCUCUAGUGGAGGAGAUCCAACAGUCCCUGAGUUCAGGAAGUCUCUCCACAGAUAAACUGUCUGCUGCUCAGUGGUCAGCUCUAGUCUUCAUCUUACUGUCAUCAGAAAAAGAUCUGGAUGUGUUUGACCUGAAGAAAUACUCUGCUUCAGAGGAGGCGCUUUUGAGGCUGCUGCCAGUGGUCAAAGCCUCCAACAAAGCUCUACUAAGUGGCUGUAACCUGUCAGAGAGAAGCUGGGAAGCUCUGUCCUCAGUUCUCAGCUCCCAGUCCUCUAGUCUGAGAGAGCUGGACCUGAGUAACAACGACCUGCAGGAUUCAGGAGUGAAGCAGCUGUCGGCUGGACUGGAGAGUCCACACUGCACACUGGAAACUCUCAGACUGAGUGGCUGUAACCUGUCAGAGAGAAUCUGUGAAGCUCUAUCCUCAGUUCUCAGCUCCCAGUCCUCUAGUCUGAGAGAGCUGGACCUGAGUAACAACGAGCUGCAGGAUUUAGGAGUGAAGCAGCUGUCGGCUGGACUGAAGAGUCCACAAUGCAGACUGGAAACUCUCAGUCUGUCAGGCUGUCUGGUCUCAGAGGAAGGCUGUACUUCUCUGGCCUCAGCUCUGAAAUCCAACCCCUCCCAUCUGAGAGAACUGGACCUGAGCUACAAUCAUCCAGGAGACUCAGGAGUGAAGCUGCUGUCAGCUGGACUUAAGGAUCCAAACUGGAGACUGGACACUCUCAGGCUCAUUGGCUGUAAACUGUCAGAGAGAAGCUGUGAAGCUCUGUCAUCAGUUCUCAGCUCCGAGUCCUCUAGUCUGAGAGAGCUGGACCUGAGUAACAACGAACUGCAGGAUCCAGGAGUGAAGAGUUUUUCUGCUGGACUGAAGAGUCCACACUGCAGCUUGAAAAUUCUCAGGCUGAGUGGUUGUAAGCUGUCAGAGAUAAGCUGUGAAGAUCUGUCCUCAGUUCUCAGCUCCCAGUCCUCUAGUCUGAGAGCGCUGGACCUGAGUAACAAUGAGCUGCAGGAUUCAGGAGUGAAGCAGCUGUCAGCUGGACUGAAUAGUCCACACUGCAGACUGGAAACUCUCAGGCUAAGUGGCUGUAACCUGUCAGAGAGAAGCUGUGAAGCUCUGUCCUCAGUUCUCAGCUCCCAGUCCUCUAGUCUGAGAGAGCUGGACCUCAGUAACAACGAGCUGAAGGAUUCAGGUGUGAAGCAGCUGUCAGCUGGACUGAAUAGUCCACACUGUAAACUGGAAACUCUCAGGUUGAGUGGCUGUAACCUGUCAGAGAGAAGCUGUGAAGCUCUGUCCUCAGUUCUCCUCUCCAAGUCCUCUAGUCUGAGAGAGCUGGACCUGAGUAACAACAUCCUGCAGGAUUCAGGAGUGGAUCUUGUGUUAGCUGGACUGGAUAGUCCACACUGCAAACUGGAAACUCUCAGUCUGUCAGGCUGUCUGAUCUCGGAGGAGGGCUUUACUUCUCUGGCCUCAGCUCUGAGCUCCAACCCCUCCUAUCUGAGUGACCUUGACCUGAGCUACAAUCAUCCAGGAGACUCAGGAGUGGAGCUGCUGUCAGCUGGACUUAAGGAUCCAAACUGGAAACUGGACACUCUCAGGACGGACCAUGGUGGACCGCAGAGACUGAGACCUGGUGUGAGGAAGUAUGUCUGUGAACUGGAACUGGACACAAACACAGUAAACAGAAACCUCAAACUGUCUGACAACAGAAGGGUGACACAUGUGGAGGAGGAUCAGCCAUAUCCUGAUCAUCCAGACAGAUUUGACUACUGGCCUCAGCUACUGUGUAGAAAUGGUCUGAUUGGUCGCUGUUACUGGGAGGUUGAGAGGAGAGGAGCAGUUCAUAUAUCAGUGAGUUACAGAGGAAUCAGCAGGAGAGGUGGCAGUAAAGACUGUGUGUUUGGAUUGAAUGAUCAGUCCUGGAGUCUGUUCUGCUCUGAUGAUAAUGGUUACUCUGUCUGGCACAAUAACAGAGUAACAGCCCUCACUUCCUCCUCUGUCUCUAACAGAGUAGCAGUGUAUGUGGACUGUCCUGCUGGCACUCUGUCCUUCUACACAGUCUCCUCUGACUCACUGAUCCACCUCCACACCUGCAACACCACAUUCACUCAACCUCUUUAUCCUGGGUUUGGGGUUGGCCCUGGUUCCUCAGUGGCUCUGUGUUCUGUGCAGGUCUGAUAUACACUGUAUGAAGCUAGCUGAGUGAAUGUAAUGCUGAUUUAAGUUUUUGGAAUAUCUGUGUCCAUGUAUACAAGCUGUAAGAAAAGCUUCUUUGAUAACUGAUUUGUUUUGUAAUUAACUUUUAUAUUCAAGUAAAAACAACUGAGGCUUUGAGCCAAAGACUAAAAUAUUAAAGUCUGAAACUGA